AUGUCUUUAUGUCAACGACGACGAGGACCUUACGUAACUAAGGCAUGUACCAAUUGCCAACAAAAACAUAUAAAGUGCACAGGAAAAGCAACAUGUAAAAAUUGUUCGCUAAAUGGUCUCAAAUGUAUUUUUAAUAAUUCGAAUAAAAAACGCGGUCCACCAAAAGGAAAACGUGAACCAAAAAAAGACAAUAGACCCUUAGAACGGAACUAUGUUCUUGACGAUUCGGAAAUUAACUCGAAUGGAGUAUCUAUGCAAUCCUUCAUAUUCCCCAAUAUUAUGCAGGGUCACACAUUAACUUUUCAAGAUCAUAAUGGUAUUAUUUUCUAUUCUAAUCCUUAUAACGAACUUCAAGGCGUUCAUACUUUUCAAGAAAUCAUGCCCUUCGUUUAUCAAACACAUACUGAUACUGACUAUGUUAUGCAAA
Racocetra persica is the source of this 427-nucleotide messenger RNA. The record is from the annotation of a GenBank genome assembly. Lineage: Eukaryota; Fungi; Glomeromycota; Glomeromycetes; Diversisporales; Gigasporaceae.